Molecule: messenger RNA, 5739 nt
Organism: Leopardus geoffroyi (Geoffroy's cat)
Lineage: Eukaryota; Metazoa; Chordata; Mammalia; Carnivora; Felidae
Gene: ZFP57
Product: ZFP57 zinc finger protein
Exons: 6
Coding region: 1783-3966 (727 amino acids)
Biological process (GO): negative regulation of transcription by RNA polymerase II
Molecular function (GO): DNA-binding transcription repressor activity, RNA polymerase II-specific
Source: RefSeq, a predicted model, not a curated record
ACACACAAGACCGAGUUGUUUUCAUUCGUCUGUAACCUACAGUCUAAAGUAGAAACUCGUGAUCCUGAAGGGACGGCCUCUCGUUGGCGGUCCUACUUCCCUCCCAGCCCACCAGCCCAGCCAAGCGGACGGCUGUGCCGAGUCCUUUACAUACGGAGUGGUGGAGCCACCACUGUACCUUCUGGAGGAGAUGAGCUGUGAUCCCCUCCUCGGGAAGGGCCCCGCUCCACCGUUUUCUGCAGUAAUGGAAACACACAGUAGUGAAGGGAUUGAAACUCGGCGCAAGCUACUGAGCAAGACAGGCCCCAUAAUUUCACUUACCUGGCUGUCACGUGGUCUUAAGGGGGUCUGGUGCUGAGCCCAUUGUGUAGGCAGUUUCUAUGUGUGUCCUUUGGAAAUGGACAUCGAAAUGAGCUCUUCCCCUCUCUCUCUCCCUUUUCACUUUGACCAGUAUUCAGUGCCCAACCACCGUGAGCUGAAUACUGUCCUCAUGUGCCAGCGUUGUGAGGCGUGGCCCUUUCCCAACACAACCUCACUGAUGAGGCACUUACGCCCAGUCUUUAGGCCAAGGCUGGGCUGCAAAGUUGCAGACUAUUAUCUGACCAUCAGGAUCACAAAGGAUUAGAAUGCAGUCCGAGUACUGGGAGGGCAGAGUGAGAGUCAAGGACCAGCACAGGACACGGAAGUGCUUGUACACCUUAAGGGAGGCUAGCAAGUGUCCCAGUGAAAAGGGAAAUACGGCAGUACAGGGAAUGUAAGAGAGGAAGAUGCCCAUGUCAUGUGAUAGGGAUGAUCAAUCAACAGAUCAUUUUGAGCACUUGGGAUCACAUACUCAUGUUAGGUGCUGUGCUAGAUUCUGUGUAUGGAGAAAUAUUUUUAAAAUAUCAACAUGGGUCAUUGCAAUGUAUGUUACCUAAAAGUUAAAACGAUAUAAAAAGGUAUUUAUAGGCAAACAGGAAUGUGCCUAAGAGGUCAGGGAGAUCCAAUGUUUGAUACCAGAUUCAUUACAAUAAUAUAACCACAUUGUGUUUGUAGAUCUAAAUUGUAGUUACCACCCUUUAAGAGUCUAAAUUUCAGCAUGAAAAUGUUAAAAAUGAUACAGGAAUAUGGGUGUCACAGUGUAAACCCCAUUUGGUUUUCAAAUGAAUCGUAGAAGUAGAAAAUGUUAAGUGUUCAGAAGGCAAAAUCACUGUUACAUAGAAUCAUCCAGAAAGACUUUAUAGAGAGCCAGGGCUUGACCUGUGAAAGAGAGACGACUGCCAUCUUAUAGGGACUUACCAUAUGUCAAGCAUUGUGCGAGGCUCUUCCAUCUAAACCACCUUUGUUCUUUAUGACCCCUGAGAAGCAGGUUUUUGUCUUACAUCUCCAUUUUAUAGAUGAGGAACCUGACUUAGAGAUGGCUACUUGCCCUGAGUCACACACCUCAGAAGCCGUGGAAUUAGGGCUCAAACAGCUUGGGCAGGCUUCAGAGCCCAUGCUCUUUACCAUAAAUAGCACAAACAGAGGCACAGAGGUGAUGUGCCAGACACCCUCACUGGCUCCACUACGACCUCAUAGUGACUCAGACCAGGAAUGACACAUGAAACGUUGGCAGCCUUGUGUAGCCAUCAGCCUGACCAAUUACAAAAAGUCACCCCAAAUUCCUAUCCUAAGGGGGUUCCAUGGGGAAUGGUCUCAUAAUGGAUCUGGGGUGAAGGAUGAGUGGCAAUGUAAGGCCGGCAGGUGGAGGGGUGGGCAAUCAGAUGAGAACAGAGUUUCAGAACAAAAGGUUGGAAGGCAGAGAUGCUGUAUGUGCUGAUGGAGGCGGAGAGGGCCCGGACCGAGAAACUGCGGAAAGAGAACAGACUCCUGACCCUGCGGUGUGGGACUGUCCCCAGAGAGGGCGGCUGGGACACUGAGCCGUCCAGCGGAGAUGUGCCUGUGCAGCGCCUCACCAAGGAGCGGGUCUCUUCCCUCUCCCAGUCCCAGAUUCGAGACUCAGAGUGCCUCACGUGGAAUCCACGGGACAUAUUGUCCUGGGCUAAAAUGUCUACAGACCCCAGGAUUGCUACAGGUCAGCUGUCCCCACUGGAGAAGAAAAUCUUGGUUCCUAGAGGUGGGCACCAGCCAGUGACUUGGAGCAGGAACCGAGGGCCGGUGUCUUCGGAGCCUCAGCCUGGUGUCCCCGGACGCUGGUGGCUGAGCCCUGGUGACCGGCCUCUGAAGCCUGAACCAAAGGUGCGCUGCGUUGUGAAAGAGGGGACUUCACACCGGACGACAGCCCCUCGGGGCAGAGACCUUGGCCUUGGAGAAGCCAUGCUGAAGCCGGAGGCGUCUGCAGAGCCCCUCCAUCUGCUGCGUUUCCCGGAGACCAAAAGCCCCGGGAAGGAGUGCGACCAGCCUGGGGGGCCGGGCCAGGAGGGGAGAGAGCCGGAAACAGACACCAUGGAGAAGCCUGUCCAGCGUAUGCAGAAACUGCUCCCUCGGGUGGAGGAAGACGCCCAGCAGGAAGCCGCACGGAGAGAGUGCAGGUGGAGGGCGUGGGUGCAGAAGCCAGUCACCUUUGAGGAUGUGGCAGUGAACUUCACCCAGGAGGAGUGGAUGUAUCUAGAUGCCAGUCAGAGGGCCCUGUACCAGGACGUUAUGUCAGAGACCGUCAGAAACCUGAUGUCUGUAGAUGUGGUCACGAAGCUUGAAGAAGAAGAACAGUGGAGGACCGAGCUCCAGCUCCAACCCCCAAGUGGAGAAGGCCUCCGUUCAGGAAGCAGGAAGCAGGAGCUUCCAGAAGGGAGUCCAAGCAGUAGGGGCAGAGAUGAGGAGGUCCCCCUUGCUUGCAAAGGCUCAGGACGACCCUGUGCCCCCGUGGGUUCCGGGCCCAGGACCCCUGAGUGUUCAGCCCCCCAGGCCGGGCCACCGUUCACCUGCCACGUGUGUGGCAGGACUUUCAGGAAGCGCUCCAACCUGCACAGCCACCAGUUUGUGCACAAUCCCCACAAGGCUAACAGCUGCAGCCAGUGUGGGAGGUCCUUCCGGAACCCCAGGGACCUCAGCUACCACAGGCGCAUGCACCUGGGGGAGAGGCCCUUCUGCUGCCCGCUCUGUGACAAGACCUACUGCGACGCCUCGGGGCUCAGCCGUCACCGCCGUGUGCACCUGGGCUACCGGCCCCACUCCUGCGCCCUCUGUGGAAAGGGCUUCCGGGACCAGUCCGAGCUCAAACGCCACCAGAAGACCCACCAAAACCGGAAGCCGGUGGCCAGGGACUGGAAGCAUGUCGUGAGCCCUCCAGGCUCCAGCGCUCUGUCUUGGGAGCCCCUGGACAGGAGCCAGGCGAGCAGCCGGGAGCCCGCGGACGGGACCCGAAAACCUGUAUUUGGAACCAGGGGUCCUGUAGCUCAGACCCAGCCACCUGCAGACAAAAAGCGGGCGAUCGCUGUGAAGCCUCGGGCACCGGCCACGGCAGCCCCGGGGCCUGAGACCGGGACCCAGGAGCCUGACACCAGAGCCCCCUGCCUGGACACCAGUCCCCCAGCGAAGCCUUCAGGACUCCAGGUCUCCUGUGGCCCUUGCUGCGCCCCGACGCUGAGCGGGAGAGCCUGUCCGUCCAGCCACCACAAGGCCCACGUCACCGAGCCACGCUGCUGCUUCCGCUGUGGCAAGGCCUUUGGGUCCCUGUCGGGGCUGGCCAGACACCAGCACAUGCACUGGAGGCAGCAGGUGUACCGCUGCCCCGCCUGUGACGUCUGCUUCGGGGACAAGGAGGGCCUCGUGGGCCACUGGGGGGCUUCCAAAGGCAAGGACCCGUGUCUGGGCAGCCCCCACGCGUGCCGGGCGAUCCUGGCGCAGUGGCUUGGCUUCUUCCGAGACACCUCCCCUUUGGCAGGAAAGGAGCCGGUUGUGCCCCGGGAUCUGGGCCCUGGGCCCCCAGGAGAGGGCAGGGGGGAGGGGAGAGGGGGUGCAGAGCCGAGAAAGCAAGUGAGGCCGUGAGGGUCUCGGGACGUGAAGAAGCAGCCGUUCUGUGCGCCUGCGUUUCCUAGUCCUGACCUCUGGGCACAGGAAGGGGUGAGGGGUCAUGAGGGAAAUGCAGAAAGGAACAGGGGUGAGCAGUGGUUCACGGAAACCUGUAUUAUCAUUACUUAGCACCUGCUUGUUUCUUUGUGUCUGACAGACCAUCAAGUAGUAGUUGUUGCAGAAAACGGUGGAGGCUCUGAUGGACGGGAGGGAAGGGGGCUGCGGGCCACGUCUGGGCUCCCCAGGGUCUCCAGCAGCUCGCUCACUCGGCUCUCAUGGUUUGGACCCUUCCUGCCCCUUCCCGCAGCCCUCCACCUCUCUGCCCUGCCCCUCAGGACUGGCGUCUUGGAAGAAACAACCACCAUUUUCGAGGUUAGAGCACUGGAAUGUGCAACAGGGGGGUCCUGGUCACAGUCCGAGGCUGAGAGCCUGCUGCCUGUGUCGCUGUCCAGCUCAGGUGACCUCAUCGGGGAGAGGAGCGCCCGCCUGGCUGUGGCCAGAGGGGGCUUCCAGACGGAAGACAGGACAGGGGAGACGAGGGGACAGAAAGGCCACGACAGAAGGAAACAAUCCCAUUGGCAACUCCGAGCAUUCCUGGAAACGCAGAUUGGAAAGUCCCUGCAGCGAGGAGGCCAAUGAGUGUUCAACAUGGGGGAUCCGCAUCCUGAGGGCCGGUCCAUGGGCCAGUCCAGCUCAGAAGGGGUUUCCUGGAAAGAGGAGACAGUGAUUUGAAAAUCUGUCAGUGGUUGCGAUCACCAACCCAUUAAACCCGAGGACAGGGAAAGCCCUGGCGAAGCCUCUCUCCUCCAUGGCUGGUCUUGGAGGUGAGGUGCCAGGUGGCUGCUGGACAGUGUGGGAAUUGGGCAGUGCGUGGGAGAGGCCCCUGCCUCCCCCUUGGGGUCGCUCAGCUGCCCCCACUUCCUUUUUCUGCCUUCCUGGCCUUUGGUUCUCAGCUUACAAAAGGAAGAAAGGAAGAAAACUUACUUAGCUCUUCAAGAAAUUGCCCUGAAAAAAGAGAGAGAGAGAAAUGGGUGACCGGUGGAAGAUGACGGGCCCCCUCCCCACAGAGUCCCUGAGGAGCCUGGACGUGGCCUUGGGGACACAGGGGGGACAAAAUCCGGUUCCCUGCAUCUGAAGCCCUGGCCCACUCUCUCCCUGUUCGGGGAGGACCUGGUGCCCCAUGGCUCUGGUCACCCUUGUGGCCCUGUGCACCUGCCAGUCUCCGAUGCAGCCAGUUGUAGCAGAUGACCAGGGCAAGCAGGGGUCCGAGCACCGGCACCAGCGUGAACAGGGUGAUCUUCCAGCAGGGCACCCUCAGGAAGUGCGGGUCUGGGCGGGUCACAGAACAAACGGGAUCAACGACUGUGUGUCCCUUGAGCCCCACCCACCCGCACUCCUCUCAUUGUGGCAUUCUCAGCCUGGGCUCCAGGAACCCACAGAGGUCUGCAGAGAGCUCAGGGCGUUUGUGAACUUGGGGGAGAAAAGCAGUAUGUCAUCAGCAGUGCCUGUGCCUUUAUCGCCGGUGGAAACCACGGAUGACUUUCGUUCCCAUUGGGGUUGUUGCCGAAUUCUCAAAAUGCUUGUCAAUGUUUUGAAAUUGUGACUUAUUAGACCUGCUGCUACAUUCUUAUUUAAAGCAUUUUUGUUAUUUAAAGAAACAUUCAUGACUAUAUUACAGAUCACAUGUUACUAAAUGCAAAUGUGUUUGUAUUUUGAUACCUGUAUUUCAAUUCAGUGGUUCUCUUUGCA